GUUGGCAACAGUUGAGUCCCAUUCGUUCACCCCGGGGUGUAGAGCAGCGAAUGAGGCUUUUGUGGAGAGAGUAUUUGUCUCAGGUAGUUAAUGUGCAGCUAAACAAUAUGGGUGACGGCAGCGGAAGCAGCAACGCUCCCAGCUCUCAACAGCCAGGAGCGCUGGAUAGCGGAGGCAAUAACAACGACCAAGAACGAACUCGUUAUCGUCUCUGGCUCUCGACCAUGGUGGAAAGUCUCACCAGUUUCUUUUCCCAACACGGAAUCAAUUCAUCUGAUUCGGUCGAUGUGACUCCAGCACCUACUCCGCAACCACCAACAGCAACGACGACAACAUCGGUAGCCGGAAGCAGUCAGGCCAGACCAUUUCCAUGAAUUCCACCCAGACCUGGAACUUCGGCCGUUCCCCAGUCAUUCCCUUACGUUUCCCGUUUCUCCAACGCGAUGAGAGACGAAGGAUUCGUGGCUGCGGUAGAGGAAGGCCCCACUUCGCCGACUAUUGGCAGACCCCGAAAUGUCCAGCCACCUUGGAGGGUUCUCCCGCGUGUCGGACAUGUCAUGGGAGGAGGCGCUGGAGCUGCCGGAAUUGCUUUCGGGGGAGCCGAACAAGGACCAGGUCAACAGCGCUGGACUCUCCGCCGGAAUGCGGAAUCACAAGUGUCACUCAGCGCCCAUCUGACGUACCGCAUCCAGGCCUGGAAUUUCUGCGCCAAAGACGGAUGCAUUCACGACAUCCGCGAUCCUUACGCCAACAUUGUCGUUCCCGAAAGCAAAAUCCACAAUGACGCCAGUGUCGAUGUUUCAGCUGACGGCCGGUUCCUGAUUACGCUCGUCGCUUGCACUUCACUCACUGGAGCUCUCAUUAGUCUGCAAAGUUUAGAACCGUCUCGGUUGGGUUUGUGCCUUGCACAAGUCAAUGUCGACCAGUUUGUCGUGUCCGUCAGCAUUUCACCAACUUGUCGCCAUCUUCUGCUGGGCUUGGCGAGUUCCCGCGCCCUGUCUGUGGCCAGUCGUGAUCAUGCUCUUCCAACACUCUGGGCCCAGGUGUAUCAGAUUCCUACCAAAGUCUUUCAAGCUCAGAGAAACAAUCCGUCAACUACGGCUGCUAAUGCUGCAACUGCUGCUGGCCAAAAUAGUGUCGGCGACCUUCCGGCUGACCAAAUGCAGCAUUCCACCGCCACAAGGCAGUUUGCUCCACGUACGUGA
Messenger RNA from Daphnia pulicaria, 1205 nucleotides. Its product is annotated as activating molecule in BECN1-regulated autophagy protein 1-like. Gene Ontology annotation, biological process: autophagy. Lineage: Eukaryota; Metazoa; Arthropoda; Branchiopoda; Diplostraca; Daphniidae. The transcript is spliced from 3 exons. The record is from RefSeq and is a predicted model, not a curated record. Gene Ontology annotation, cellular component: intracellular membrane-bounded organelle. The coding region runs from base 444 to 1205 and encodes 253 amino acids.